AUGGCGGCCGGUCGAAGAUCAAUAACGACUCUGGGGCAAGAGGCUAUCCACGACGCCGCCGACGCAGAGGCAGCUGGCACCAAAACGCGCCAAUGUCUUUACUAUCGCCUCCAAAAUGACCGCGUCUGCAGCGUUGACGAGCUAAUCGGCGACCAGGGCUACCACCUGAUCUCAAAGCUGAUCGAGCAGGGACGCACGCCCUACAUGGAGCGCUUGGUCCUCCAUGCCGACCCGACCGUGACGCACGUCGGCUUUUUCGCCCUGACAAGGUCCCUGGUCUUCCGGUCUUCCCUCACAUCUCUCAAGUUGGACGGUCUUUUCAUGUUUGGAUAUUCCGGGGCUUUUCUCCUGUCGUGUGUUCUCCAGUGCAACACGCCGCUGGAAAUUCUCGAACUCAUUGGCACCAACAUCGGUGACUCUGGGCUGGCCAUCCUCGGAUGUGGGCUCAAACUGAACAAGCGCCUGAAGACCCUCCGGCUGGACAACAACAACAUCAGCCACGUGGGGAUCUGCGCCCUAUCCUCGGCGUUGGGCAACAACUCCACUCUCACGGACCUGUCGCUCAAUCGCAACCACAUCGGUCCGGCGGGGUUCUGCUAUCUGACCGGCGCCCUGGCCUGCAACCAGUCCAUCCUCCGGCUUUACCUGAACGACACCAAUCCCCAGAAGCUUGGCAUCAUUGCCCUGGUCCAGCACCUGGACAAUCCCUCGACCACGGUCCCCAGCCUGCUGCACUUGAACAACAACAACAUUGGCGACCAGAACUUCGAGGUUUUCCCCAUUGCUCUCUACACCAACCGCUCCUUGAAGGAGCUCUCCCUCCAGGGCAACAAUCUGACCUCGGCCAGCAUCGAGGUCCUGGCUGAUGCCCUCAUUUUCAACACCCAUCUCAAUGAGCUGAUUCUCUGCAGCAACCUGAUCGAUGACCACGGGGCGGUGUGCUUGUCGGCGGCCCUGCUUCGAAACCGCCAUCUGACCGAGAUCGACCUGCUUUCCAACUUCAUCACCGACGUCGGUGCGGUGGCCUUCUCCAAGUCGCUGCGCAUCAACUCCACCCUGUCACACCUUCACCUGGAUUACAACUCCGGCAUCACCAACCGCGCGGCCGAGUCCUUCAUCCACACACUCUCGCGGUAUAACAGCUCGUUGAUUGUCCUCAGUCACCACAAGACCGCCAUCGAGCCGGAUGUCUCGGCCCGCUUGAAGAUGUUCAUCAGCAUCAACCUGCGCGACUUCGACGCCACAACCGACUGGGAUUUGGUUUUGUCCAAGCCGAUUGUCAGCUUCGCCGAUACCUAUGUUUCCACAGAUGGCUUGCCAUUCCUGGUGUCGGCUCUGUCGCUGAACACCACGGUCGUCACGUUGAACUUGUGCUCGCUCGAGAGCAAUCGCACUGUGGAGAAUAUCUUCUACGGCGACAACAGCGGGCAUCCGCUGCUGCCGCUGAAGGGCUUGCAGCAGGCCCUCGAGCAUAACCAAUCCAUCAAACACAUUUACAUUUGCAAUGAGGUGCUCGGCAAUGAGGGGGCCCAGCAUCUGGCCGGAAUCAUUCUCCAGAACACCCGUUUGCAAGUCCUCCAGCUUCACAAUGUCGACCUUGGCGAUAGCGGCUCGACGUACAUUUCCCGUGCUUUGGCAUCCAACUACACCAUCCGCUCCUUCGAGUGCUACGGUGACACGAGCCUCCUCUCGGACCCGGCGCAGAUGAUGCUCAUCUCGCGCUACCUCCGCCGGAACUACGCGGCUGCCAUCGACUAUCCCCUCUACUCGCCGUUCUUUGUGUCGACAUAUGAGCUGUCCAAAAACAUCACCUAUCGCCUGUCAAUGGGGGAGAAGAAAUCCGAGAUUGCCCUCUUGCCCCAGGCUCUCUCCGAUUUUGAGGCCGACUCUUCCAAGCCCACUCGCUCGCUGCUCAGUCUCAAGUACUCCCAGAUCACCAACACCCCUCCGGUGGAUCAGCACGACCCGGAGGCCGUGUAUGAGGAUCUGCUCCUUCGGUCGGCCAUGUACCGGUCAGCCACCAGUGACACGGCUCGCUUCAAGAUCCCCCUGCCGGUGUGCGACCCACGUGCCGGGCCGUCCCAGGAGGGGCUUCGGCCGCCGGUCCCCGCUGCCAGCGGCGGCGGGGCAGGUCACAGUGGCAGCGGCGGCCGGUCCGGCGCUUCACACCACCAGACCCCGCCGCAUUCGGCCAGCAACUCCCCCUCGAUAGGGCCCGGCAUGGCCGGACGCAAGGCCAGUGCCACGCCGGCCGCUUCGGCCGCUGCCGCCCCCUCCCCCGGCGGGACUUCCGUUGUUUCCGGCGCCGCCCCGGCCGGCUCUGCCAGCGGGCCAGCGGACCGACUCCGGGGGACAUCCUUGCAGCAUGACCCCGUCAUUGACCAGCUCCUGGCGCCCGACUCGCCCACCACCUCCGGCUACCCCCGGCAGUAUAUCUGCCCCAUUUCAGGGAAGUUCAUGACCGACCCGGUGGUCGCGGCCGAUGGGCACAUCUACGAUUCGGUGUCCAUCAGCGAGUGGCUCGAUUACCAGUGCAUCGUCUCGCCGAUCACCCUGCAGGUCCUUCCCCAUGUGGAGCUCAGUCCGAGCGCCGCCCUGCAGGCUCGCCUUCGCGAGUGGCAAUACCGUCGACUGUCACACCUGGCCCCUCUGGAAGAAUAG
Molecule: messenger RNA, 2661 nt
Organism: Fonticula alba
Lineage: Eukaryota; Rotosphaerida; Fonticulaceae
Exons: 8
Coding region: 1-2661 (886 amino acids)
Biological process (GO): protein ubiquitination; activation of GTPase activity; nucleocytoplasmic transport
Cellular component (GO): nucleus; cytosol; perinuclear region of cytoplasm
Molecular function (GO): ubiquitin-protein transferase activity; small GTPase binding; GTPase activator activity
Source: RefSeq, a predicted model, not a curated record